Molecule: messenger RNA, 3282 nt
Organism: Alosa sapidissima (American shad)
Lineage: Eukaryota; Metazoa; Chordata; Actinopteri; Clupeiformes; Clupeidae
Gene: mmp19
Product: matrix metallopeptidase 19
Exons: 9
Coding region: 346-1782 (478 amino acids)
Biological process (GO): proteolysis; extracellular matrix organization; collagen catabolic process
Cellular component (GO): extracellular matrix
Molecular function (GO): metalloendopeptidase activity; zinc ion binding
Source: RefSeq, a predicted model, not a curated record
AUGACUUUCAGGCACUGAUGACUUUCGGUGGUCUUCGUGUACGCAAAAGGGAGUGAUUAAUAUCCUCGAAGAAAGCGCUUUCUUCUGCACUUUAUGUUCUUGAGUCAGUCUUCUCCUAGAGCACGUUUCUCUGUGGCAUAUUUCGGAGAUGCAUCAUCUGCCAGUUUCAAAACCAGUUCUGUGUGAGUCACCCACCUCCGUACUUAUAAACCACCACAUCAACGCGGCAAGAACUCACAGCUGUCCAAGAGGCCCUGCACGCAGAACACAGCUGCCGCCAUACACAGUCGCACCGUUAGCUUGCAGUUAACACACUUAAUAGAAAAGUUUGGUGCUUUCUUCAAAAUGGGCUGCUUGUUUCAGGCCGUUGUCAUUUCGGCCGCCAUUCUCUCCACGACGUCACUGACUGUGAUGCAAAGACGGGAUCAGUUUGUAGAAGCAACGAAAUACCUGAAAAAAUACGGCUACUUGAGCACUCCCUUGGACCCACAUGCUGAAACUGACCAGAGUUCAGAAACAGUCAAGGAAGCCCUCAGAAUCUACCAGAGGAUAUCAAGCCUGCCCAUCACAGGAAAGGUUGACAAAGCCACCAUUGAGAAGAUGAGAGGACGUCGCUGUGGUGUUGAGGAUCCUUUCAAUCAGAAAGCCAUGAAAUACAGACUCUUUGGUGGUGCGUGGCGUAAGAGGAGCCUGACGUACCGGAUCUUCAACUACACUCCUGAUCUUGGCAAAGAGGGGACCCAGAGGGCCAUCCGCUCUGCUUUCAAAUACUGGAGCGACGUGGCCCCGAUCAGCUUUAAGGAGGUGUCGUACGGCCGCGCCGACCUCAGGAUCUCCUUCCACGACCGAGGGAAAAGCCUGUGCAACUCCCCCUUCGAUGGGCCUGGUCGAAUCCUUGCUCAUGCUGAAGCCCCGCCUUCAGGUAUCAUUCACUUUGAUCUGGAUGAGGAUUGGACGGAGGGCCAGUACUCGGGCACCAACCUGCGAAUCGUAGCUGCUCAUGAGAUCGGCCAUGCUCUGGGCUUGGGUCAUUCCCAGUACACCAAUGCACUGAUGGCCCCUCACUACAGAGGCUACAGUUCCUACUUCAGGCUGCAUUUUGAUGACAUCAGAGGCAUACAGGCCAUCUAUGGUAAACGAGAAACAGAGGACUCCAACUCUGUUGACAUGACACCACCUACAACUUCUCCGACUCCAACACUGUCUCAAGCACCAGAUCCUUGCAGUGCCAAACUAGAUGCUAUCAUGCUGGGUCCCUGGAGGAAGACCUUUGCCUUCAGUGGAGAUUACUUCUGGACGGUGAGUGAGGCUGGAUACAAUGAGCCAAUCAGAAUCAACCUCCUGUGGAAGGGUCUGCCUGGCAACAUCAAUGCAGCUGUCCACUCUCAGAGGACAAACAAGACCUUCUUCCUGAAAGGAAACAAAGUAUGGAGGUAUACAGGCUUGCGGCUGGACUAUGGAUACCCCAAGAACCUGACAAAGCUCUCACCCAACAUUGAUGCCGCUCUUUAUCUGGAGAAGAACAAGAAGAUCAUCUUCAUCAAGGGUUCACUCUACUGGCAGUGGGAUGAGAUUUCCUACACAGACCUGAGCAUCUACCCCAAACGUAUCUCCAAUCUCUUUACCGGUGUGCCACACAACCCUGAUGCAGCUUUCACUUGGAAAAAUGGCAAGAUUUACUUCUUCAAGGGUGACAAGUACUGGCGUCUUAACCGUCACCUCAAGGUUGACACUGGCUACCCACUCAGUAUCCAAGAGCGGUGGAUGCAGUGCAACUACUGAUCCACAAGUGGGCGCCAGAGACCAUUUCCAGCAGCUGGAGUUGCCAGCUGAUUCAGGAGACUACAGUUCCCAUAGUUCAUAGUGUUGACAAGCAUGAACUGCUAUCUUGAGAGCAGGGUUUAAAUUGAUGAACAGUGGUGAGGUUUCACUGAGGAUGGUUUACGCUGUGAUUCUUUUUUAAGCCAGUUUUUUCCUGUUUGAUGUUUCACAUCAGUUCUUUUUUCACCUUUUGUAAGAGCCAUAUGCAGUACAAAGGUUAGGAAGUGUUGUUACAGUUGUUGGGUAACUGUAAAUCAGAGCUAAUCAAAGUAUCACAAUUAUCACAAGUGAUCACAGGCAUUCGAAUUCUGAGAUUUUUGCCAGUCUUUUGCCAACUGUUGUACACAAUGUAUUUUUCUGUGGUGAAACUGAGUUUAAAAGAUUGAUUCUGCCUCUUUUUUCACAAUGACAAAGAUUAGGUGGGGUUGCAGGUAUUUUAUAAAAUAAUUCCAUACAAGCAGGACUUGUUAAUAUCAUAACAAUCUACAGCUUUCUUCUAAUCUGUAGCAUCUGUGUGUGUGUGUGUGUGUGUGUGUGCACGUGCUCGUUAGCUCUUGAGCAGUGUUUCUUUUUCAUUAAGCCCUGAUAUGUUUUGACCAGUGGAGGCAAUGUUCCUCCAGAACACAAAGGUUUAUUGUUGUCUGAUGAUUCAUUAUUUUUAUGACUUUCCCCCCCGACAGUCUUCUCCAGUGUCAGCAGCAUCUUUGCUUCUGAUACAUACUUAGUGUCACCAUGUGGGACAUUCAGGGAAAUGUUUUUUGAUUUGUCUUCCUGCUACAAAAUGAAAAGGUAUUAUUCCAAACGCAUUUCAGUUUUUUACUCUCUUUUGUCAGAUUUGAUACGGCUUGAAAUAUCGCUAUGAACUCAAAAUGUUUGUGAAAAGUGAGUUCUAUGGCACUGUGUUAUACCUGUUAUAUCCGUGGCCUUUUUAUGCUUAGUUUUUUCAGUUCGCUCCACGUACAGGAUGAGUUGAGUAGAAUAAUAACAUACUGUAAGGUCAUAUAUCAAGAACAUGUAAAUAUUGGUAAAUACAGGGUUUAUCCCAUCAAUGUUUUAUUCCCCCCUCUAGAACUUGAGUUGCUGCAAUUAGUCACAUAAUACUCAUUGGAUAACAUUGCAGUAGUUCUGUGAGGAGUCAUAUUCUAGUACUUGCCUUCUCACAGAUAAGAGCCAUUAUAAUGUGUAUGUGAAAGGGGCAUUAUCUACAGGAAGCUUCACUGCCUACUUUAUUAUUUUUUUUAAUUAGUUUCAUGAGCUUUUUUGUUUUACUUAUUGAUAAAUCGCCCUUUUCCUGUACAAGUUCACUAGUAUUCUAUGAUUUAAGACUCGAGAGUACAGUUCAAGGGCACUGUUAUCAAUCAAAGAUUAUUCAUUUCUGUACAUCUAAUCUCUUUUGUAUUACUGAUGUGCGUGACACAAACAGUCAAUUUCAAAUGUACCUCAAUAAAUUUUACAACCACA